GUUCGAUAACAUAAAUUGUUUUGAUCGCACGACUCGUGCGUCGGUUCCACAGUGAUAUUAUCUAUUAAGUGACGAAAUAAAUGUUAUAUUUAUUUCAAAAAUGGCCGCUAGUUAUGUUAAGAAAUGGUUAAGUGUCGAAGAUAAAGUUUUUUUAGUUACUGGAGGCGCUGCGGGUGUUGGUGCUGGGAUCGUCAGAGCUCUCUUACAUGAAAAUGCCAGGCACGUUGCCUUCCUCGACGUUGCAGACAGAGAAGGAUCAGCUCUCGAAUCUGAGCUGAUAACGAAAUACGGAGCUUUGAAAGCCAAGUUCAUAAAAUGUGACAUCGCUGAUGAUGGGCAGCUUGCAGCCGCUUAUAGGCAGGUCCUGGACAAGUAUCGAAGACUGGACGGAGUCAUAAACAAUGCUGCGGUACUGACUGUAGACGAAAGAAAUAUAAAGAGGAUGGUUGAUGUUAAUUUUACUGCAACAGUCAGCAGUACAAUGAAGGCGCUGGAAAUUAUGGGGGUCAAUAAAGGAGGCGUUGGGGGCACCAUCAUCAAUAUUUCAUCCCUGCUAGCACUCAACCUUGGCAGUCACCUUCCAGUCUACGCCGCAACUAAAACCGCUGUUCUGCAGUUCAGUAUUGCUAUGGGAGCGGAGGAAGCAUAUUCAGAGAGCAAAGUACGAGUCAUGACAGUCUGCCUCGGACCGACAGACACGGCCAUUUUGAACAGGAGCAACUUGGACAACUUCGACAAAGAUCAGCCAAUCGCGUCCCGAGUUGCCGUCAGACAGAAGGUUGAAUCAGCUGUUUCAGGAAUUUUGAAAGUCUUAGAAGAAGGAAAAUCCGGUUCUACGUGGAUUGUGAAAAACGACCAGAUGGCUUACGACUGCACAGAAACAUUAAAUCAGGCAUUUGCAGUCUUAUCUGAUACGUAAAUUCUUUCGAAUUUAAGGCUUAUUGUUAAACGA
Spodoptera exigua (beet armyworm) is the source of this 952-nucleotide messenger RNA. Lineage: Eukaryota; Metazoa; Arthropoda; Insecta; Lepidoptera; Noctuidae. The record is from the annotation of a GenBank genome assembly.